Molecule: messenger RNA, 1602 nt
Organism: Selaginella moellendorffii
Lineage: Eukaryota; Viridiplantae; Streptophyta; Lycopodiopsida; Selaginellales; Selaginellaceae
Exons: 8
Coding region: 100-885 (261 amino acids)
Source: RefSeq, a predicted model, not a curated record
CACACUCCUUACAAUUCAAUGACUUGCGUAGACAAAUGGUGUUUGACGAUUGCAUGACCUCUUAGUGAUGCAAGGAUUUGUGAUUUAGGGUUUAGGGCAAUGGGGCUGCCCGAGACAGAGAACAAGGAUCAACGGACGCUGUUGUGGGGCGCUUCGCUGCUGCUUUUCUUCCUUCUCAUGCUGCUCACGCCAGCGAUCACUAAGAAUCAGUCACAGCACGCGUUUGCCGAUCAAAGAAAUUUCCUAGGCUUUCCAAACACGUUGAAUGUUUUUUCGACGUUCCCUUACCUCGUCAUUGGCUGCAUUGGAACUGUGCUGUGCGCGCAAGGGAAUUACUUUGGAUUCAGUUCUCAAGGGGAAGUCUGGGGAUGGACGUGGUUUUUCGUUGGAAUCACGGCCUCGGCAUUUGGUUCAGCGUAUUACCAUCUCAGGCCGAGUGAUUCUCGCUUCGUUUGGGAUUGCCUGCCAAUGGCUUAUGCCUUUGCAUCGAUCGUAGCUGUCUUUGUUGUGGAAAAACGAGACGAGCUCAAAGGACCAAAAUCGUUUGUGCCGUUGCUGCUAGCGGCCUCAGCAACGGCAACAUAUUGGUGGUUCGCUGACGAUAUGCAAUUGUUUGCACUCCUGCAAUUUAUUCCUUCGGUUGCCAUCCCCGCUAUGACAGUCGCUUUGCCUCCGAAAUACACACAGUCCUGGUAUUGGAUGUGGGCUGCAGGUAUGUACCUGCUGGCCAAGCUUGCUGAAGCAUUCGAUUCUAGAGUUUAUCACUGGACUCGGUUUCUAGUAAGUGGACAUACAGUGAAGCACCUGAGCACGGCUAUGGUGCCCGUGUUUCUUAUGAUCAUGCUCGCUCCGCCCAACGUCAAAAUUGAGCGAUUAACCGUCUGAUGGCAUUGGUUUUGAGCAGAAAUAUAAUAGACUGACAGAAAAACUCGUGGAGAAGAGAAGAGAGCAAAAUAUCCUGGCGGCCAAACUAGGUACUUGCUUUGCAAAGGGGCUGCUCGAUGUCGAUAUGCCUGCAAGUUUCCAGUGGUGGAAUUCGUCACAGCAGGAGUUAUUCCUGGGAAAAAUCCGGCUUUUCGAGGCAUAAGUUGGCUCUGGCGAGAAGGCCAGCUACGACCUCCUCCGAUUCUUCGAAGUCUUCCUCGGAGCAGCAGCAGGAGGAGGCCAAAGGCGUUCCAGAAUGGGCCAAGCCGGGAUCUGAUGUUCCUCCUCCUUGGGCUAGCGGCGAGAAGAAACAGGUCUCCUCAGAAGGCUUCCAGGAUUUGCCUUACAUCGUUUAUCUGGUGGCUUCGUGCUUGGUCGCCAUUGCUGCUGUAAGGUCGGCUCCAUUUUCGAGUACUUCAACAAAAAUCCCGUGUUUGGGGUGAUUCAACCGGACAGUCCCUUCUACACACCGGUGCUGGGCUUCUUUUCAAUCACUGGCAUCCCAGUUUCUGCGUUCCUAUGGUUUAGAGCUAUCAAACUUGCGAACAAGGACGCUGAAAGGCAGGACAGAGAGGACGGUUAUUUCUAAGCCCAUGUAUUCACUUUUCUGAUAACUUUUUAGACUUGGCUAAAAAUUUGACAAUUGACCAUUGACUUUAAAACCCUAAAGGUUGACUA